UUAUAUUAAACAGGGGAAUUACCCAAAAUAUUUGUAUAUUAGAAUUAGAAUUUAAAAAAUAUUUACUUGUUCAUUUGAUAAAAAAAUUGUACAUAAUCAAAAAAUAUAAUGGAAAAUAAUGUAACAACACCAGUGGUACAAUUUAUGCCAAUUACUAACGAUAAAGUAGUUAAAACUUCACCAAAAAUCAUCCAAAAAAAUCAAAAUAAGGAAAUAAUUUUAAAAGCAUCAGGUCUUAAGCCAACAAUUCUACAAAAUUUACCAACCAAUCAAAAAAUUAUGUUAAAAAUACCUAAUAAUCCUGAUAAAACAAAAUCGAACUUAAAAGUUAUCCCGGUUACAAAACCAAAUGAUGAUAAAUUAGAAAAUGGAAAAAAUAAUGUUGAAACAAAAACAAUCAAAUUGAAUCAAGAACAGCUGAAAAAUUUGUUUAGUGGAAGUAUAAAUACGGGUAAUAUAAGUGGUGUGAAAAAACCAGUAAUUUUAAGUAUGGAAAAAUUCAAAAGUUUGAUGAAUAAUCCGAAUUUUCAUUUAAAUCAAAAAAGUAUUAAGGUAGUUAAGACAAAUUCAAAUACAUCUCCGACAAAAUUUUUUGUACCUAAAGCUAGUUCACAAGUGAUAAAAGCAUGUGUGAAAACAUCAAAUCCUACAACGAGUGAAGAUGCUACAAAUAUGGAAUUAACCUCAUCGUCACAAGAUACAAUAAAUACUUCAAGUCAUUCUACAGUUUCUGCAUCAAAUACAAUAAAUGUAGAUGAAGAAACCUCAAAAUCAAAUCAUAAUCAACAAAAUACGAUAGAAAAUAGUUCCUCCAUUGUACAAACACCAACAAAAAAUCAAACGUUUCAAAUUCGACUUAGUAAUUCUGAAAUUUCAUCGGCAAAUUCAAUAAAAUUAAAUCCUCAAUCCACAAAAAUUAUUAAAUUAAACCAAAAUAUACAAAGUAGUGAAGAAAAGAAUUCUCCCGUUAUACAAACAUCAAAGAAUCAAACUUUACAAAUACAGCUUAAUAAUUCAACGGUUUCUUCACCAAGUGCAGUAAAAAUUGAUCCAAAAUUGUCAAAAACAAUAAAACUGAUCAGUAAUCCAACAAUUUCUACAUCGAAAACCGUAGCAAUUGAUCCACAAUCAUUAAAAAAUAUAAAAUUAACCAAUAAUUUACAAAAUGGGGUUGAAAAAAGUUCUCCUAUUGCACAAACAGCAGCAAAUAAUCAAAAAACACGUGUACAAGUUAACAAUUCUCCAGUUACGCCAUCCAGUGCAAUAAAAACUGUAAAAUUAAAUCAAAAUGUGGUUGAAAAAACAUCUCCCGCUGUACAAACAUUACCGAAAAAUCAGAAAUUUUUUCUACCACCCAAUAAUCGAUUUCGUAUUAUUCAUCAAAAUGGUAAACAAAUUGCAUUGCCAAUAGUAAAUGAAGCUCCAAACAAUGUGACAGCUGUAAAAUCAACUAAUAAUGUCUCGAAAUCGUUAAGUACCGAAACGCAAAGUGAUAAAACACAGAAAAUAGUAGCUGAAGAUAAAAAUCCUUUUGUUUUCGAUUCAAUUACAUUACCAAUUGGUGCAAGAAAAAUUUACACACGUCGUCCAAAAACUCCUGAACAUGUUUACAAGAAAUUUAAUUUACCUUUACCUUCAAAAUCUACAGAAUCGUCGAAAACGAUAGAAAAACCACAAAAAUUAGAAACAAAUAGCAAAGUUGGUGAUUCUACAAAUAUUAAAGUUAGUCAAGUGGUGGUAAAUAGCAAAGUGCCUGCUUCUACAAAAAGCAAAGCUGCUACUUCUACAAAUAGCAAAGUUAAUCAAGUAGUGGCUAAUAAUGUAACGGACCAUGCAAAUGAAAAACACGAUGAAAGUAUAGAAAAAAAGAAAAGAAUGUCCCGAAAACGAACAAAUAUUGAUUAUGAUUCAGGUAGUAGUAACGGCACACCAGUAAAUAACAAAACUGCAAGCAUGUUAAUCCAAACGCUUAAAUCAAAAUUUGUGCCAUUAGUGGGUCAUGCGUGUACAGCGACAAUUAUCGAACAUUUAAAUUUGGCGUAUUCUCGAUGUCGAAUAUCUCACGGUCAAGCCGUUAAAGAAUUAAUUCAGUAUAUCGAUAAUUAUGAACGAUAUCGUGAUCGAAAAUUAUUAGAGACAAAGAAAAAAAAUAAUGUUAUUAGCGAGAGAUCAACACAAACGGAAAUUGAAUAUAUGCAAUUGAACGAAAAUCCGAUUGAAUCGAUUCCGAGUAUAAUACAAAAUAAUGACACAAAUAAACGAACGGAACAGAAAACAGUCGGAACAUCAAUAGUUCCCGAUAUAACCGAUGAAUUUAGUAUGUUUAGAUUACAGUUAUUUAAAGAUUGGAAUAGCGCACUGGUUCCGGAUGUUAUGGGAAAUAUGCCUAUUCAUAACGCAGUGUUGGAGAACGACUUUUUUGCCGUUAAACGUCUUUGUUUAAUUUUAAAACAUUUAAAAAAUAUAAAUAUUCAAAAUGAGUCUUACGAUAUGACAGCACUUCAUUUAGCAAUAUCAAACAAAUGCGAUAUAGAAAUUAUCGAACAUUUACUUGAAAGUGGAGUUAAUCCAGAAAUUGAGGAUAUAAAUGGUAAUAAUUGUUUACAUAUGAUCUCACAACAUGGUAAUGCCAGGAUUAUGAACUUAGUGUUAACAAAAUAUAGAAGCCCCAAUUUAGACUUAAAUACUUGUAAUUAUAAUGGCUCAACGCCAUUAAUGCUGUGUACGGAACACGAUAACGUUGAAAUUGCAAAAUUAUUAUUGAAACAUAAGGCCGAUACAGAAGUACAGGAUUUAAAAUCAGGACGAACUGUAUUAUUCCAAGCGAUUGAAGCAAAUAAUGAACCAAUGGUAAAAUUAUUAAUUGAAAAAGGAGCAGAUCCGAAAAAACGUGACUACAGUGGAAUUACACCACUAGAAGUGAUAAGUGAGAUACGAAUAACUCCUGGGAUACGAAAAAUUAUGUAUAAAAUUUUAUCACAAAAUAUUGUUAAUUUACAACGUAAAAGGCAAAGAAUACAUUUGGACAAUGGCGAUGAUGAUGUAAUGCUAACACCGAUUACAUCAGAGAAAAUACGAAGAAUAAAUGAUGAAAAUGAUGACGAUAAUACGUAAGAGCAAUCAAUCAACAUAAUAUUUAUAUAUUAAUCGUCAUAUCGAAAUAUAAUUUUUUAAUCGGUUUGAAUAAACAAAUUUUGUUGAUCGAUUUUUUUAUUAGUAAUUAACAACUCGCUAU
Molecule: messenger RNA, 3235 nt
Organism: Chrysoperla carnea
Lineage: Eukaryota; Metazoa; Arthropoda; Insecta; Neuroptera; Chrysopidae
Product: myb-like protein U
Exons: 6
Coding region: 109-3114 (1001 amino acids)
Molecular function (GO): protein binding
Source: RefSeq, a predicted model, not a curated record